UAUUCUUUGUUGUUUACAAAAGUUUUCAAGACGGAAGGAUUGGAUAUGGUUGAGUGCCUUGCGAAUAAAACGUCUAAGCGGAUUCGCCCUUUGUGUUAUGAAUGGUGUGGUUGAAUUUCAAGCUUGUGGAUUACAGAAGUUUAUUUGAAACUAAUAAAAAUGGACAUUUGGAAAAUGGCGGAUCAGACUCAUCGUUUUUAUAGAAAGUGAACUGCUUUCUGCGGGUACCAGGUUGUCAUUGAAACGAUAGUUCUCGGAAGAAGAAUUAUCUUACCAUUUGUCACAACUGCAUUCUACUAAUAGUUUUCUUCUCUAUUCCAGCGAAGACAAUAGCCAAGGUGCGUAAUCGGUUGCAAACGCUGAAUAAAAUGCUCACCACAUCAGCGAGCAAAACGGAGCAGGCGCAGCUGGAAAUUCAAAUCGGCGACCUCAAGCGGGAACUGAAUGGGCUGAUCGUGAGCGCCGACCAACGAUGUUCUACGGCUCAGGUUCGUGGAUUUCAUUUUCCGCUGGUUUCCAUGGGCGAGAUCGAACGGUUGGAGGAAGCCGUGCGAGGCAAUUUCGACGUGAGAAAGGAGUAUGUCCGCUAUCUAACGGUUAAAAAGCCACCGUCGAUGGACGUGACUAAUUUCUUCUCUUACCUCUUCACGGACGAUGCCCUGAUAGGCUACAACUACUCAGGAACGAACAACAUUGGCGAACAGAAAAUGCCGAUGCGGAAUUAUGAAAUUUUCAUCGAUUGUAUGAUUGAAGCGUGGGCUGAUCAUGGCCUGGACCAUACGAUGCUGGAGGAGAAAAUCAAAAUUGUUGUGAGGAAGCUAACAGCUAGACGACGGAUGCAAAAGUUCAGAAAGAGAAAAUCAAUAAAAUCUUAAGUGUUAACAUUAA
This is a messenger RNA of Armigeres subalbatus, 888 nucleotides long. RefSeq lists its product as uncharacterized. Lineage: Eukaryota; Metazoa; Arthropoda; Insecta; Diptera; Culicidae. The transcript has 3 exons. The record is from RefSeq and is a predicted model, not a curated record. The coding region runs from base 369 to 875 and encodes 168 amino acids.